AUUGACUAGACAGACAUCAAUGUGGAAGUCUAUCCAUAACUUCACAUAUUAAUAGCGGAAGUUGUAAUAAUUAGCACCAAUUACGUAUUAAUCUGUGUUUGUAUAUAUACCAGAAUGUUUCUCUGUAUUUUCACAAAGUUACCGACCAGCAAACAUAAUGAAAGCCACACUUGCCGUUGUCGCCGUCUUGGGUCUGUUUGCCCUGAACUGUGUUAGUGCUGAUGGUUACGGCAAUGGAGGUGGAUGGUCCGGGUAUGGUAAUCAAGGAUACGGAAUGGGAGGUUACCAAGGAUACGGUAAAUCAGGUGGUUACCAUGGAUACUCCGGAUAUGGAAAGAAGGGAGGCUACGUUGACGAAAUCACACACAUCCAACCAUACCCAGUCUAUGGAGGCGCUAUGGCUGGUCCAUUUGCCGGUGGAUAUGGUGGAGCAUUGGCCGGUGGUAUUGGUGGAGGCAUGGACGAUGGUCUUUUCGGAUUAGGUGGAGGACAAAACGGAGCUCUCCUGAUGUUUUUCCUCUUGUUUCUCCUUUUGAGCAACAACAAUGGCGGCAAUGGUCUAUUCGGUCGUUAAACAUAACUUAAUUGUAUAAUGUUCGGUGUCAUUAAUGAAUGAAGCUAUUAGAAUUACGAAAGCAGUGAUUAUUUGAGAAGCAUCUGCAGAUCAUGUGAACUCUAGUUUUUUUAAAUAAAAAAAAACAUGUAUACGCUUACAGUUUUGUAAAAAGUGUAUAAUUUAGUGCAUUGUAAUAGGAAUGAUGUGUGAUAUUGAAAAUAAA
Mytilus trossulus (common blue mussel) is the source of this 779-nucleotide messenger RNA. RefSeq lists its product as uncharacterized. The record is from RefSeq and is a predicted model, not a curated record. The transcript is spliced from 4 exons. The coding region runs from base 158 to 574 and encodes 138 amino acids. Lineage: Eukaryota; Metazoa; Mollusca; Bivalvia; Mytilida; Mytilidae.